AUGUCGGGCGAGGCGCAGCCUGGAGGCGCCGGGAACAGCGAGGUGCCCGAGGGGUGGUCGGAGGCGCAGGAGGGCAAGGCGAAGCUACUCCAGCGUGGCAAUGACGUCUUCUACAACCCGGCCAUGGCCGUCAACCGCGACAUGUCAAUCGCUGUGCUUCGCGAGUUUAUCAAGAUGCGCGACGAAGAGAUUCGUUCGGGCGCCCUGAAGCGGUGGAAGCGCAAGCCGCUCCACAAGGCGCAGCCGGGGGCCGGUGCGGGCGCAGAGGGCGGGUCCGCGGCCGCGAAGGAUGUCGCAAACGACGCGGAGGAGCUGCCGCUGCAGUUCAAGGCCCCGGGGGAGCCCAACACUGAUGUCAGGAUCUUUGAGGGGCUGGCCGCGACGGGGCUGCGGUCGCUGCGGUACGCGCUCGAGGUGCAGGACGGCGUCGAGGAGAUCGUCGCGAACGACAUGGACCCCGGCGCGGUCGAGGCCAUCCGGCAGAACGUCGCGCGGAACGGCGCGCAGGCGGCGGCGCGCAUCACCCCGUCCGUCGGCAGCGCGAGCGUGGUCAUGCUCUCCAACCCGCAGCAGUUCGACGUGGUCGACCUCGACCCGUACGGGUCCCCGGUGCAGUUCCUGGACUCCGCGGUGCAGACCGUGACCGACGGCGGGCUGCUCAUGGUCACCGCGACCGACACCGCGGUCCUGUGCGGCAACAACGGCGAGACGUGUUUUGCCAAGUACGGGGCCUACCCGCUGCACCGGUACUACUGCCACGAGCAGGCGGUGCGCGUGCUGCUGUCGUGCAUGGAGGCGCACGCAAACCGGUACAAGCGCCGCAUCGUCCCGCUGCUGUCGCUCUACAUGGACUACUACGUCCGGGUGUUUGUCCGCGUGUACACCUCGGCCAAGGACGUCAAAGACACCCCCAGCGACCGCCUGGCGUACGUGUACCAGUCGCAGAACUGCGACACCUUCCACCUCCAGCCCGUCGGCACGCGGACCGUCAAGGGCAGCUCGGUCAAGUACUCGGCAGGCCGCGGGCCCGCCGUGCCGCAAAAGUGCGACGUGUGCGGGUCGGGCUUCCUGUUCGGCGGGCCGAUCUGGGCCGCGCCGCUGCACGACAAGGACUUCGUCACGCGCCUCGGGAAGGGCGUCCGGGCCGCGGGGUCCUCGGGGCUCCACCUGUACGACUACGUGGAGGCGCGGCUGACCAACGUCGAGGAGGAGCUGAUCGACGUGCCGCUGUACAUCGACCUGCACCACAUCUGCGGGACGCUGAAGGUGACGCCGAUCAAGAUGGACACGUUCCGGAGCGCGCUCGGCAACGCCGGGUACCGCGUGUCGGGGUCGCACGCCAACCCGCUGGCGGUGAAGACGGACGCGCCGUGGGGGGUGAUCUGGGACGUGCUGCGGCAGUGGACGAAGGAGGCGGCGCCGGACAAGCAGUACGACCCGGACGGCGUGCCGGCGGCCAUUCUGAGCAAGCCGAUCGAGACCGCUGUGUCCUUCGCGCGCCACGUGCCGUCGCUGAGCAAAGCCAAGAUGAACAACGUGGGGCGCUUCCUUCCGAACCCAGACGAGAACUGGGGGCCGCAGCGGAAGCACGGGAAGGCGAAGAUCGGCGAGAGCGCGAAGGACAUCGAGCGUGCCGCGCAGGCGAAGACCGGGAAGCGCGGCGCCGGGGCAGACGGCGGCGGUGGCAAGAAACAAAAGCAGUGA
Molecule: messenger RNA, 1704 nt
Organism: Pedinophyceae sp. YPF-701
Lineage: Eukaryota; Viridiplantae; Chlorophyta; Pedinophyceae
Source: the annotation of a GenBank genome assembly